UGCCUUCUGUCAGUGCUCAUCAGUGCCUCGUGCCAGUGCCCAUCACUGCCUUUCAGUGUCACCCAUCAGUGCCAGUCAGUGCCACCUAUCAAUGCCAAUCAGUGCCACCUAUCAGUGCUGCCAAUCAGUGCCACCUAUCAGUGCCAGUCAGUGCCCUAUCAGUGCCAGUCAGUGCCGCCUAUCAGUGCGCAGUCAUUGCCGCCUAUCAGUGCCAGUCAGUGCCGCCUAACAGUGCCAGUCAGUGCCGCCUAUCAGUGCCAUGUAUUAGUGCUGCCUUUCAGUGCCCAUCAGUGAUGCCU
Messenger RNA from Staurois parvus, 299 nucleotides. Lineage: Eukaryota; Metazoa; Chordata; Amphibia; Anura; Ranidae. The record is from the annotation of a GenBank genome assembly.